Trypanosoma rangeli is the source of this 501-nucleotide messenger RNA. RefSeq lists its product as uncharacterized. The transcript has a single exon. The record is from RefSeq and is a predicted model, not a curated record. NCBI's taxonomy places the organism in Eukaryota, Euglenozoa, Kinetoplastea, Trypanosomatida, Trypanosomatidae. Bases 1 to 501 code for a protein of 166 amino acids.
AUGCGGUGCAGUGUGUAUUCGCGGGUUCCAGUGAUGGAGGAUGACACGAUCCACUGCUACGUACGCGAUGUGGCAAAACUCAUUCGAACCAUUUGUGCGAUCGCAUCCUCAACGAUGACGACAACAGGUACAAAUGGCAGCACAAAAGAAGUAGCAACCUUGUCGUGGGUGAAACAGCGGCCAUGGGUUUUUCUUGCUUUGGACUGGGUAGACCUCAUGAAUCGCACGACGGAAUACGACGAGUUGGGAUUUGAUGUCUUGGCACAACUAUGCAUGGUGGUGUGGCCACAGCAGGGUACCCACAUUUUUCGCGAAACCUGCUGGGUGUACCCGCGUCACAUGAAGCUUCCGCGAGAGUGGUUUGUUAACGAUGUUGUCUGUCCAACUUGUUUGCUCCCCAAAACCCGUGAUACUUUGGAGGCGGCACACACAUGCCGCUGUACAGCACGUGUUACGGAUGCUGGUAAUACGCAUGCACCAGUUUUGACCACUACCACCUGA